Molecule: messenger RNA, 570 nt
Organism: Microthlaspi erraticum
Lineage: Eukaryota; Viridiplantae; Streptophyta; Magnoliopsida; Brassicales; Brassicaceae
Source: the annotation of a GenBank genome assembly
AUGGGUCAGCAAUUGCGUCGAGCCGUUGGGAAAAUCAAGGAAGUUGAGAGAUCACCGUCUACUACAUCAAGGGUCACCGUGGAUCGGAGAUCGCUUCCGAAAGAUGAGCUCAGCGCCGCGAAACCUCCGCCUACCGCCGCCGUUGAUGUUGUUUCUGAUGAAACUCGAAGAACUAAUGAAGAUGACGCUUUAGAGGAACGAGACCCGAAAUACGAUACAAUGCUGAACCAAAUGGUGGGGAGAAUAAGGGCUAAACCCGGAGGCAAAGCUGAGAUGGGAGAGGCAUUGCUAGUGGAAACAUCGAAAAGGGCACUCCCAAAGCUCCGGAAUACAACUCCCGAGUCAACAAGGUACGAAGAAAAACCGGCGCCUCAAGGAACAUUGAACGUGGCACAAGUGCGACACAUCAUGCUUCUCUAUCAGGGGAAAGCUCAGGACCACAAUGGCCCUAUGAGUGUGAAUGAGAUAGCUGAAAAGUACCGGCUUAAUGUCUCUCAGGUCCAGAAGAUCACUCAGUUCCUGUCUUUACCUCCAGAGGUUACUAAUAGGCAGAAGAAGCAAUAUGACUAA